This is a messenger RNA of Aspergillus tubingensis, 2628 nucleotides long. Its product is annotated as putative MFS transporter. The record is from RefSeq and is a predicted model, not a curated record. Gene Ontology annotation, cellular component: membrane. Gene Ontology annotation, biological process: protein phosphorylation; transmembrane transport. The transcript is spliced from 9 exons. NCBI's taxonomy places the organism in Eukaryota, Fungi, Ascomycota, Eurotiomycetes, Eurotiales, Aspergillaceae. The coding region runs from base 1 to 2628 and encodes 875 amino acids. Gene Ontology annotation, molecular function: transmembrane transporter activity; ATP binding; protein kinase activity.
AUGGAGGAGAAGUUGCCGGGUGCCUUUUCACAGGCUCUGCCUGUGGAUUGCACCGACGAUGCUGUGGAAUACCUUCAGGGCCAUGCGGUCGGCCCCGACAGCUCUCAGAUCGAUCUGCGGGCUUUGCGUCGAAAGAUUGACUGGCAUUUGAUACCUUUCAUGUUCUCCUGCUAUGUGCUGCAAUUUCUGGACAAGGUCAUGCUUAACUAUGCUGCCGUCAUGGGAAUGAAAACGGAACUCCACCUCGCGGGGAAUGAGUACACCAACACCGCAACGUGGUUCUUCUUGGCCUAUCUGAUCGCCGAGGCUCCUAAUAUCUACUGCCUCCAGAAAGUCCCUGCCGCCAAGUGGCUCGGUGCAAAUGUCGCUCUCUGGGGAGUUGCUGCUGCAGCGUCCGCAGGCGCCAAAAACUAUGCGACCCUCCUCACUGCCCGUGUCUUCUUAGGUAUCUUCGAGGCCACGAUUGGACCAUCUCUGAUGCUCAUCAGCAGUCAAUACUAUACAAAAAGCGAACAAGCACCUCGAUUCACCCUUUGGUAUAAUGGUUUGGGAGUAGCCCAGAUCAUUGGUGGUCUAGUAUCCUUUGGCUUCCAGCAUGUUCACCACGGGGCCACCCUUGCCGGAUGGCGCAUCAUGUUCCUGGUCAUUGGCUUGGCCACUGUGCUGAUUGGUGUGCUCACUCUACUCUUCAUUCCCGACACCCCCAUGAAGGCCAAGUGGCUGUCUGAGGAAGAAAAGGUGGCUCUCCUGCAGCACGUCAGUGUCAACCAGACGGGAGUGUGGAGUAGCUCCAUCAACCUUAAGCAAAUCUGGGAAGCUGUGCUCGACAUCCAGCUCUGGCUGUUGGUCUUGAUCACCAUCCUCAUCUCUGUUUCUAGCGGUGUCGUAACCACCUACUCCGCCACUCUCAUCUCCGGAUUUGGAUACUCCGGUCCUAUUUCCGCCCUUCUCAACAUGCCCUCCGGCAUCGUCAGUAUCUUCUUCACCCUUCUGGUUGGCUUUGGUAUCCGCAGAACCUCUCACCGCUGGGCGUGGAACGCCUUCUGCACCAUCCCCGGCAUUAUCGGCGGUGGCCUCCUCUCAUUCCUCCCCAAGAGCAACAAGGCCGGUGUUCUCAUUGGUAUCUACCUGGUCAAUGCCAUUGUUGCCACCCUUCCCAUCCUGUACCAGUGGACCAUGGCCAACUGUGCCGGUCAUACGAAGCGUGCUUUCAGCAGUGCUCUGAUCGCCGGUUCCUUCUCGGUCGGAAACAUCAUCGGGCCUCAAACCUUCCAGGCCCGCGAUGCCCCUGAAUACCGUCCCGCGAAGAUUGCGGUGCUGGCCACCCAGGCUGCGGCAGCUGUCAUGUCUGUCGUGCUGUUCGCAUAUUAUGUGUGGGAGAACCGGAGACGGGAUAGCCGGUACGGUAAGGUGGAGGAUUCGAUGGUGGAUGAGGCCAAGUGGGCUGGUUUGACUGAUAAAGAGAACACGAGAUUCCGUAUAGAGAUUGAGGAAGAAACUCUCCCUACUUACCGGCCUGAAAAGUACUACCCCGUGCAGCAGGGCGAAGUGUUGAAUAACAGGUACCAAGUACUGGCCAAGUUGGGCUACGGAGUGACUUCGACAGUAUGGUUAGGUCGCGACCUGCAUGACUCAAAAUAUGUUGCUCUCAAGGUCUAUGUUACUGGUCACAAAAAGAAUCAUGAGCUAGAGAUAUACAACCGUAUGGAUGCUGCAGAAGUAGAGCAUCCUGGGAGAGAUCUCAUUCGCAAGCUCUUCGAUUAUUUCACCAUCACCGGGCCCCACAGCCCUCAUGUUUGUCUUGUUCAUGAACCUAUGGGUAUGAGUGCAGAAACACUCCUGCAGAAAUACAUCCCUGGGCAAACCAUGACUCUGGAUGAGAUGAAGUCUUGUAUCAGGCAGCUAUUGAUCGCUCUGGACUUUCUGCACUCGUUUGCUCGUAUAGUGCACACUGAUCUUCAAUUGAAGAACUUGCUCCUCCCUAUCCCAGAUGCUAAGACACUCGAGGAUCUCGAAGAGCGGGAAGUCAAUGAUCCAUCACCUAGAAAGGUGCUCAAAGACAGAACGAUCUACCUAUCUACUGUCUAUAACCCCGGAGGGAGUGGCCUACCCCUACUCUGUGAUUUCGGAGAAGCCCGCUUUGGCGAUGUUGAGAACAGCGACGACAUUAUGCCGAAUAUGUACAGAGCGCCUGAAGUCGUUUUGAAAGAGAGCUGGGGCUACAAGGUUGAUAUUUGGAAUGUUGCUAUGGUGGCAUGGGACAUCGUAAGCCCUCGCCACAUGUUCGACGGCAGAAACCCAGAUGGCAUCUUCGAUGACCGAGUACACCUUGCGGAGAUGAUAGCGCUCAUGGGACCUCCUCCAGCGAGUUUCCGCGAGCGGUGCAAACUGGCUUAUGUUUUCUGGGAUGAACAGGGAAAGUGGAAGGACUUGGCGCCGAUCCCGGAUGUUUCUUUGGAAAGUUUAGGUGCCGACAUUCCAGGGGAGAAUAAAGAGGGAUUCUUCCGGUGGCUUCGGAAGGCAUUGCAGUGGAAUGCAGAGGAUCAGCCGACUGCGACAGAAUUCUUGUUCGAUGAGUGGUUGAUGGAGGGGCUCAGACGGCCGAAUACUGAGGAGACGAAGUCAUAA